Messenger RNA from Cladophialophora carrionii CBS 160.54, 2643 nucleotides. RefSeq lists its product as uncharacterized. The coding region runs from base 1 to 2643 and encodes 880 amino acids. The transcript has a single exon. NCBI's taxonomy places the organism in Eukaryota, Fungi, Ascomycota, Eurotiomycetes, Chaetothyriales, Herpotrichiellaceae. The record is from RefSeq and is a predicted model, not a curated record.
AUGAGUUCUAUCUUCUCCCAUUCUGUGCAGGAUCAACUCGCCGCUUCCGGUGCACCUGCUCAGAGCCAGUACCGGACCAGCAGCACCUCCCCUCCUACAGCCGGUUAUGUUCCACCUCAGAACCUUCAAGCCACAGUGUCGAACAGUUUUCUUGGUCCCCUCCAGGGGCCCGUGUACGGAGCUUCUCCUGCUCAGAACCAGUAUGGGACCAGCAGCGCCUCCUCUCCUACAGCCGGUUAUGUUCCACCUCAGAACUUUCAAGCUGCAGCGACGAACAGUUUUUCUGGUCCCCUCCUGGGGCCCUUGUACGGAGCCUCUCCUGCUCAGACAGGGUAUCCACCGUAUCAGUAUCCGAAUCCGUCUUCAGCUAACCAAUAUCUUCAACCAUUGAUGCAACCUGCUGCUGCUACUGCUGCUCCUGCUGCUUGGAACUCGCCGUGGCUCCAAUACCCGCUUCGACCUCUAUCUGCGCCGCCAGUGAAGCAAAUCUGGCCAACAACAAAUCCUACUCAACCGCAGAUUCCGGAGAGGCCAUCGAGUAGUAAUCAGGGAUACGUGACUGACCCGCUGAUUACCGGUUUCAAGAAGCUGGCCAUUAACGUGCAGCCUUCGACCUAUCCAAGCGGCGCAAACGACCACGAUGCCGAUGCUGAGCCACGGUAUCAUUCUUUCCGCCUAACACCGCUACCGCCCACCAGUGACUGUUUCCGACUCGUCGAGUUCAGUCCGGUUCCGACACCGCAGAGCCCGAUAUCAUGUAAAUUGCACAGAGUCAGCCUACGGGACCACCCAGAGUACAUUGCUCUGUCAUAUCCGGUCAGUGUAAGCAAGCUCUCGGGACGUUUUCGCCGGCUAGAGCAGAUAGCGUGCGAUGACGGCUACAUCGAGCUUUAUGGAGGCAUGCUGGACAUUCUAUACUCUGUGCUCAAUCGACAUGACCCCAUGUAUAUGUGGAUCGACUGCUGCUGCAUGUCUCAACAUGACCCUGACGAGAAAGCCGAACAGAUAGCGAUGAUGAAGCACAUCUAUCGAAAAGCGAAGGAGACCGUCAUUUGGCUGGAAGAGCCUUCGGACAAUGCCCUUUUGGUCCGUCAGGCCUUCGAGACCCUCAAAAUUGGAUACACGCAUUUCAACAACAUUGAGACUCGACAAGCGUUCGCAAGCAAGUGGGCAUCGACGUUCGCAGUCGUCAACACUCUUGCCUUGAACCAGCUGCUCCAAAAGGUCUACUUCUCACGCAGCUGGAUGUUGCAAGAGGCUGCUCUCUCUUCGCACGCUGUCAUCCACUGCUGCACAUACCGCAUCAAAUGGGCCGACUUUUGCGAGCAACUUGCCUGCCUGAUGCGGAUAGGCUACAUCGAAAUGGUGAUGACCGGCUACGCCUCGGCCCUGACUGCAAACGAGGUUUGGCUCUGGUUAGGGAGACACAAAGCGUUCGUCACUCUGUGGCAAGAACUGGAGAAGCAAAGACGGCGGCGAGUCGCACCCACGGAACCACUUCCCCUCAAGCUGAAGCAACUGAUGCGUCUCACGCGAGGUAUGAACGCUUCCGAUCUCCGAGAUCGAGUCUACGCCUUGCUGGGGCUCUGUUCUGAUAGCGGCGCGAUCCGAGUCGAUGCCAGACCGCAAUAUACUGUGGCGAUGCUAUACCACCAAUUAGCCCUGUACUUCACCAAGUCGCAGUCUUCGCGCUGUGACUGCGACGGUUCCGCUUGUCCAGACAACGAACUGAGUUUCAUCGGUGACGCAGGGGCUCGCAGCUGGAACCACGGAUUUUUCAAGGCUUUUGACGAAAGGCACAGGGCCAGUCUUGACGCCCUCCCUUCGUGGGUACCCGUAUGGGAGUAUCGGUCCCUUCGAACAAUGUGGACCGAGGCUCACAGCGCAGGGUACAAAGCUGGCGGCAGAACUAAGCCUGCUGUCUGGUACGACCCUGACGUCGCGCUGCCGCACAGCCUGUUUGCUACCGGCACCAUCACCUCUCAGAUCCAGUACAUCACGACCCCCUGCCCGACGUUCGACGAUUAUCCUGAGGUGCUCGAACUUGACGCUAUUUCCAGAUUACUCAGAAGCGUGCAAAUCAUGGGCGGAUGGUUCCGAGAGGCGUUUGCUCUACUCCAGCAACGCAUCCCUCCGCACCAUUCUCGCACAGAGGAUUUCUGCCGCACCCUGUGCGGCAACAUCUCUCACAUGGAAGCUGAUUUUCUGCCGUCAGAGGCGCCGCGUGUCCCAAUCUCGAACCCCCGUGAACUGGAGCGGUUUUUCAGCGACUGCAUGGAGGUGUACCAGUUGCUCGAGUCCUACAACUACGAUUACAAUGGGGACACAGUCACGCAAGGCACGGCGCUCGCCAGCCACCUUGAAGGUGCGACCAAGUGGUGGGAAUUGACCGGCUUUACUUUACCGUAUUCUAAGUUCUUCCUGUCCAACGACGGCAAAAUGGGGGUGGGGCCAAGUCUGUCACAAGUUGGGGAUCGGAUUGCUGUGUUCAACGGGGCGCCCAUGCCCGCGGUGCUGAGGUCUGCGGACCAGGGAACGGGAGAGCAGUACCAGCUUGUGGGGCCUGCCUAUGUGCAUGGCCUGAUGGACGGAGAGGCCUACCACGUCUUGCCUGCCCGAGAGACGUCGAUUUGUCUGGUUUGA